UUUAACUACCAAACCAGAUUUUGCUUCUUUUCUCUCUAUCACUUUGACCACAUCCCAACUUAGUUUCCAUCCUUUCUAUGGCAAAUGACACUGCUGUUGUAGUGAUCGACGCUGCCGUUUCGAGGUCAACAUUCCAUCAUGCUUCUUUGAAGAGGAAGAGACCGCCCAAGAUCGAUAUCCCAAUUGUUCUACGUGAAAUUCCUGCUGAUAUUUUCAAUGCCCAAGCUGCUUGUGCUGUUAAUCACGGUUUCUCUUCUUCUUCGGUUGCUGUUUUUGCUGCCAAGGGCAAGAAAAAGUUCAUGGAAGACUCCCACAAAAUCUUCCAUUCUUCCAGUGCUACUAAGGAAAUGCAGGACUUUUUUGGGGUGUAUGAUGGGCAUGGAGGGAGCAAAGCUGCAGAGUUUGUGGCAGAGAAUCUGCAUCUCAAUAUUUUUGAGAUGUUGGAAAAUAAUUGUGGAAAUGAAAAGGAAAAGGCUUUCCGAGAAGCUUAUUUAAGAACUGAUAAAGACUUCUUGAAACAGGGGUUGGGUAGUGGUGUUUGCUGUGUGACUGCGUUGAUCCAAGGAAAAGAAAUGGCAGUGUCAAACUUAGGUGAUUGCAGAGCGGUCCUGUGCAGAGACGGGGUUGCUGAAGCCAUCACAACCGAUCAUAAACCAGAGCGAGAGGAUGAGCGGAGAAGAAUAGAGGAUAAUGGUGGGUUCUUGGAGAUUCAUCGCGGAGCUUGGAGAGUGCAAGGGACACUAGCCGUCUCCAGAAGCAUAGGAGACUCUCAUUUAAAAGAUUGGGUGAUGGCAGAGCCUGAUACCCAGCUUAUACAUUUGACACCUGAUAUGCAAUACCUUGUUCUAGCUUCUGAUGGCCUCUGGGAUGAGGUUAGCAAUCAAGAAGCUGUGGACAUUGUUAUGCAGUCAUGUUCAAGCAGCAAGAAACUCAAAGGGUUCUCUCCAGCAAAGAAUGGAUGCCUAUAUCACUGCGCAAGUGUGAGUCCUUCAUCACUAUCACCGCGACUUCCAUCUCACAAAUCGAAAAGGAUCUCUCACUACAGAGAAACACAAGAUGAAAAAUGCUGUGAACGCGAAAGUCCUGCAUCAAGUACUCCAAGAAUGUCAUCAAAGACUCAGUUUCUAAACAAUGAGAACGAUGUUUCGGGUGAUAAAUCGAGUAAUCCUGGGCUCCUUGGUGCCUGCAAGGAGCUUGUCAAUCUUGCGGUGGCUAGAGGUAGUUUGGAUGAUAUUACAGUGAUGAUCGUUGAUUUGAGUAGUUAUAACGGAUAGUGAAGGCCCUACCAAUAGAUGCUAACCUAGAUCACAAUGCUAACAUUUGUUGCUUAGCAUCCAUUUUCUUCUAAACAUAUGUUCACAGCAACAGUUGUUUUGCUUUCAAAUUCAACUAGUUUUUACCUUGAGCUCA
Salvia hispanica is the source of this 1410-nucleotide messenger RNA. Its product is annotated as putative protein phosphatase 2C 14. Gene Ontology annotation, molecular function: cation binding; protein serine/threonine phosphatase activity. Gene Ontology annotation, biological process: protein dephosphorylation. The record is from RefSeq and is a predicted model, not a curated record. NCBI's taxonomy places the organism in Eukaryota, Viridiplantae, Streptophyta, Magnoliopsida, Lamiales, Lamiaceae.